AUGUCAAUUCCGUGGGAGCGAGGUGCCAGGACUGCCAGAGAAUUGGACAGUACGCCGACGCAUACUCGACUCGCGCAUAUGUACGAUGUGGAAAACUUUGUCCGAGGGUUUCGCAACGCAGAGCUCAACACAGCUUACAUCGUGGUGAUGAUGAGGGAUGGUGCAUCAGAGAGAGCGCUGCUGGAUGCAUUGGCCGUGAUUCAAGAGAAUGAUACGGAGUGGUAUGAUCGGAUCAAGCAUGUUGUGCCACAAGGGAUCAGUCAAUACAAAGAAGAAGCCAGCCACCAGGCUUGA
Molecule: messenger RNA, 294 nt
Organism: Fusarium verticillioides 7600
Lineage: Eukaryota; Fungi; Ascomycota; Sordariomycetes; Hypocreales; Nectriaceae
Exons: 2
Coding region: 1-294 (97 amino acids)
Source: RefSeq, a predicted model, not a curated record